AUGGCGUCAAAAUUAUCAUCAGAGUUAUUAGAAAUGAUAUUUAAAAAUUUGUAUGUUGCUGAAUUUAACGGUGAUUUCUUCGAACCUGAUUUAGUUGUAAAUUACCAACAGGCUGCUUUAAAUUAUCCUAGUUACCUAAAGAAAUUAAGUUUUGAAAUGUUAUACGAAGCCGCUAUAGAUUAUUUAAAUGUAAACGGGAAUCAGUCUACGGUAGAUUAUUUGAAUAGUAUAAGAGAAAAUAAACGAUACGUUGAAAUGAUAGAAGUAGAAGAUACGAUAUGUUUUUUGGAAAAUUUAUUGAUAAAAGUGAUGAUCAGAUGUGGAACAGCUAUAUCUAUGAUUGAUAUGGCUUCUAGCUUUAAAUUUCGAUCAGAAAUAUUCAGUCUGAUGAAGCAAAAUAAAAUCUUUUUCUCAAAUCUAAACGAAUUUAUCAUAUAUACCGAGAAAGGAAAGCUUAUAGAUGAGUCAAUCGAAUUUUUAAAAAUUCUUUCAGAGUCUACCGAAUCGAUUAAAGUAUUAAAAAUACACGAAAUGGGGAUAUAUGAUCAAACUACGUUUAUUUACGAUUCUCAUUCACUUAAAGCAUUAAUCGGUUUUAUUGAAUCUCAGAAAUCUAUAAAGAAGCUUGAUAUUAGUUAUUCCGAUUCAUUUACGGGCGUGAUUUCAGCACUAAACUGUCACUUAUCUUUACAUGAGAUCAUUGUGCAAGGAAAAUACAUUCAAGAAUUCAAAGUGUUGAAUGAUUGUGAAAAUUUAGAAGUGCUCAGGAUAAAAAGUAGUGAAGCUUUACCAUUACUUAAGCAACUGUCAAAUAGUAACUGUAGGAUUAGAAUACUCGAUAUCUACGCCAGAGUUCAUGAUAUCUUAGACGUGAUUUCUUUUUUACAAGAACAUGGACCGCUAUUACAGCGCUUUAGACUUAUGCCAUUUGGAACUACUUUAUCUCAAACAAGAUUGACACGAACGUUACGAGAUUUUUGUCUGAACCUAGAAUAUUUUGGUUUAUCGUCUUUGAAUUUUUCAGAUCAAUUAGUUGAUUUUGUUAAAAAUUCACAAAGAUUACAGUAUAUUAGUAUAGAAUGUAAUGGUGAUGAUUCCGAAGAGGUUACGAGACGUAGGGUCAUAGAAUUCGCAAAAUCAUUACCACGGAGCUUACAUUAUCUGAACUGGGGAUUUUAUAAUAAGAAAUUGAAAUCUGAUUAUAUCGAUCUCAUACUCGGACAUUGUGAUGCUCCUUUGAAGAGUUUGUUUUUUGAUAAUAUUAAUCAAGAAAUAUUUGACGCGAUAGUUGAAUUUCAAUCCAGAGUGGGAACCUUAGAAUAUUGUUGUCCCACCAAUGGUCCUAAAAAUUAUUGGGACGAAUUAGAAAAUCAUGUUAAGAUAGGGUGGCACAAGGCCAUGCGCUGUAUGACUAUUUCAACAUUUAAAGUGUUAAACCUUAAAAUUUUUUAUAAAUACAACAUGGAUUCGAUAAAGAAUUUUGGGGGAACUGGUACGCAACAUUAUAAAGUGAAUUAUGUUCGAUUGAUACUUGAUAUAGAAUCUGAACACGGUCUGUGGUAUAUACUAGAAGGAUUUCUUAAUUCCGAAUUUAUUGAAUAUGAGCUUACCUCUGAGAAGAAUUCAGAUGGAUCGGACAUGGCCAACGUUAAAUGCUAUUUAAUUGAAGAAUUCGUUUUUCGAGAAAUUGUAUAUCUUAAAAAUCCUCCUUCAGAAAAUUAUGCAGUCGUAUCACUUGAUCUAGACAGAUAUAAAAAUGAACGCGUUUUUUAUAACAGGAUUACGAUAGUAUGGUCCUGUAUAUUGUCUGAUAAUACAAUCCAUAGUUCAGAUAUCGGUUAUGUUGAGUCCGAAGACGAUUUCGAUUUAAACGAUUAUACAAUAGAUGAAGACAAAUACAGAGGAACUAACUAUCCUGAAUGGCGUGUGGAAUCAGCAAUGCAGAAAUUAGCGGAAAAAGAGAAUUCAGUAAUCAGGAUCUUUUAA
This is a messenger RNA of Scutellospora calospora, 1986 nucleotides long. The record is from the annotation of a GenBank genome assembly. NCBI's taxonomy places the organism in Eukaryota, Fungi, Glomeromycota, Glomeromycetes, Diversisporales, Gigasporaceae.